Penicillium cosmopolitanum is the source of this 6915-nucleotide messenger RNA. RefSeq names its product pectinesterase family protein. The record is from RefSeq and is a predicted model, not a curated record. Gene Ontology annotation, biological process: cell wall modification. Lineage: Eukaryota; Fungi; Ascomycota; Eurotiomycetes; Eurotiales; Aspergillaceae. The coding region runs from base 1 to 6915 and encodes 2304 amino acids. Gene Ontology annotation, molecular function: pectinesterase activity. The transcript has 6 exons.
AUGUCGACAGUAGCCAUCUACGAUGCGCCUCUCUAUGAUAUUAGGAUUCAGCAGCCUGGCUGUCCUACAGCGCUUACUGUUGCAACCGAUUACGCUGGCAAGUUUACGGAGAUUGGAAAAGCCAUCUCUUACGCCCAGGAGCAUGCGAUCCCCACAGUCACCGUGUUGGCUGGCACCUACCCAGCGGUUACCGUCUCCGCUACACCGGCAGUUGCUGUCAUCGGUCAAUCCAAAAGUCUAAAUGAGUACUCCCAGAACAAGGUGACAAUCGCAGAUGGCAAUUCCGCGCUGAUAAUAGCGGCAAGCAUCGAUGGGAUCGAAUUCAAGAAUAUCAACUUCGUCAACACCGGCUCAGGAAAAGCAGCGACUAUCGCCGGGACCAAGAAUGGUUUCUACGAUUGCCAGUUCAUCUCACGUAGUGGGACUGGAAUUUCAACCAAUCCGGGCGUUGCUGUAAUCGCGAAUAGCCUAAUACAAGCAUCAGACAUAGCUAUUGAUGGAACAGCAACUCUGUAUGUCUUCAACACAGCAAUCAUUCUACUCAAGAACGAAGGUCGAGUUGCAGACACCAAAGGGAGUAUAUCAAGUGGAACUCUUUUCAACUCCACAACUGUCUUAGAUCGAUGCACUGUAUCUGAACAGUCCGGUAAUUCUGAGGGUCAGAUUUACCUUGCCGCCGCAAAGGGUCCCGGUUCGGUCGUUGUGUUUCGUAGCUCCGGCCUCGAAAACUCGAUCGCCGGAUCUGGGGUACACAUUGAUGACACAACCCAGGACGAUAGAAACCUAUAUGCCGAAUAUAGCAAUACUGGUCCUGGUGCAUUCGCGAACAAUAUAGACAAACGUUCGGAGUUCGUGAGCUUGCUAUCAUCCUCAGACCUCGCUCCCUUCACAAUUUCUGCGGUUUUCGCCAAUGCGGAUCCGAAAGUGGCAAUAUCGGACAACUAUUGGAUUGACACUGCUGUUCUAUCGGCCAUAGAAAGCGCGGACGUGGGAAACGGGAGUGAUGAUGGCUCUUCAAGCACUGGUUCCUCCGAUUCCGCAGAUGGAUCCUCUGAGGAUGGAGCAGGGACGGCACUUCAGCCUCCGGAGACGGCACAGGCUCCUCAGGCUCUGAAGGUGGUUCGGGCUCAGGAGACGGGUCUUCCAGUUCUGCAGGCGGAUCAGGUUCGUCUGGAGAUGGAGGGGGGUCUGGCACUGGCGAUGGGUCUGGUGCUAGCGACGGAGAUGGACUCCGGUUCUGAUACUGGAUAUGAUUCUGGUUCUGGUGAUGGCGCUAGUUCUGGAGAUAGCGCUGGCUUUGGAGAUGGAACUGGGUCUGGAGAUGGCACUAGUACUGGUGAUGGUGCCGGGUCUGGAGAUGGUUCAAGUGCUGGUGAUGGAGAUAGCACUGGUACUGAAGAUGACGCUGACUCUGGAGAUGGCGCUAGCUCCGGAGAUGGCGCUGGCUCGGGAGAUAGCACUAGUGUUGGUGAUAGCGCCGGGUCUGGAGAUGGAACCGGGUCUGGAGAUGGCACUAGUACUGGUGAUGGUGCUGGUUCAGACGAUGGGAAUAGUGCUGGUGAUGCAGGGUCAGGGUUAGAGACAUCUGGAAAUGGGGGAGGAUCUGGCAAUGGAGGAUCGGGUGACGGCUCUGAUAUUGCUGGUAACUCUGGGUCCAGUACAUCGGGAGAGGGUGGUGCAUCUGAUGACGGCUCCGCUAGUGGAAGUAGCUCUGGCUCUUCCGGAAAUGGGGGAGGUUCUGGAGAUGGUUCUGGCUCUGACUCUGGCUCUGACUCCGGUGCAACUGAAAAUGAAGGAGGGUCCGGUGGCUCUGGAGAUGACACUGGCGAAGGUGUUGGUUCCACUGGAAAUGGAGGAGGAUCUGGGAAUGGAAGUGAUUCGGGGGACUCAUCCUCUCUUUCGGGUGAUGGGUCUGGGUCCGCCGACACUUCGUCCGGAGGCAGCUCGGGGGGUGGCACCGCGGGAGGGUUGUCUGGUGGCUCAGGAGAUGAUUCCUCAGGGAGUGGCUCUUCCGGGAGUACCUCUGGCGGAGAUGGUGCGGGGGAUGGGGGCAGUUCCGCAGGCAAUGGCUCCUCCGGCAGUGGGGAUGCCAAUGGAGGUGGAGGAGAUGGUGAUGGCUCUGGUGACAGUUCAGCAGCGACUUCAGCGAGUUCAGCCGCUACCUCAUCAGGGAGUGGCUCCUCUGCGGACAAUUCGGAUUCCUCUGGUUCUGGUUCUGAAGGUGAUGGAUCUUCUGGAGAUGGGGGCGGGAAUGGUAGCGGUGAUGGGUCAUCCAGCGGCGAGACUUCCUCUGGGGGUGGGGGCGGCGAUUCUACAAGCGGGAGUGGGGGUGGGAGUGAGUCUUCUGGUAAUGGUGAUGAUGGAGGUUCAUCUGACGAUGGUGAGAGUACAGGAGGCGCUUCCUUAGGAGAUGAGUCUGCUAGCAGCGGUGGAAAUGGAGAUGGAGGUGGGAAUGGAGGCGAAUCUUCAAUAGCAGAUAAUGGUGGGACAGGCAGCGAUUCCUCCAGUAAUAAUGGAGGUUCAUCUUCUGGCGGAGAAGGAGGUGGUAGUACCAGUGGCAGUGGGGAUGAGGGAAGCGGGGGUGGAGAUGGGAAUGGCUCCUCAGGUGAUGGAAGUGGCAGUGGAACCGGUGAAGCUGGGGGAGGCUCUUCUGGGGCCGAGACCGGUACUGAAAGUUCGUCUGGGGACAGUGAUGGCGGUGGAUCCUCUGGCGAUGGCACCAGCUCUGGAGAUGGAGGUGAAGGUGGAGGAAAUAGUGGAUCCUCUGGAGAUGAUUCCACUGGAACAGGAGGAAACGGAGAUGACACUGGCGCCGUAUCUUCAGGCAAUGACGAUGGUAGUGGAGAUGGAGAAAGUGAUAGCUCUUUGGGAGACGGGAAUGGCUCAUCUGAUGAUGGCGCCGCUGGCGAUGAUGCCAAUGCUGGCGGAAGCGAUGAUGGCCUUUCUGGGGAAGGUGGUACUAAUGGUGACGGCAAUGGAAGUGAUAAUAGUUCCUCAGGAACUGGAGACGGAUCCUCAGGAGGCGACACUGGCAACAACGGUGACAGUGGAGGAGGAAAUGGAUCCAAUGGAGAUGGCAAUGGCAAUGGAAGCGGAGGAGAUGGCACUUCUGUCGAUAACAAUGGAUCGUCGGGGGUUGGAAGCUCAUCCGGCUCUGGGACUGGAGGGAGUGGUGCUGCAACUUCUUCUGGAGCUGACAAUGGCUCUGGUUCUGCAGAUGGCUCGUCUGGUGGUGGUGGUGAUGGGAGCGCUAGUAGCUCUGGAACCGGUUCUGGAGAUGGAAAUGAAUCUGGAAAUGACAGUGGAUCUGGAAAUGGGAGUGGGUCAUCCAGCUCUGGCAGCGACUCCUCUGGUGGUGGUGACGCUGGGGAUAGCAACAGCAGUGGAGGAGAUGGCGGUGGAAGUGACAGCGGUGCUGAUGGCUCCACAGGACCUACAGGCGGUGGAAAUAGCAGCAGCUCCGGGGAUGGAAAUGGGACCGGUGAUAGUAGUGAUGGAAGCACCACUGGGUCAUCUACUGGUUCUGGAGAUGAGACUGAAGGUGAGGGCACUGGAAGUGAUUCUAACGAUGAUGCAACCUCCACCGGGACAUCCACCGGCUUUGGAAAUGGCAGUGGCACUGCAGAUGACAAUGGCAACAGUGAUAGCGAUGAUGGAAGCAAUACUGGGUCUAGCGAUGGCAGUGGAAGCAGCUCUGGAGAUGGGAAUGGAUCCUCUGGUGACGGGGGAGAUGGUGGCGCCUCUAUCUCGGGCAAUGGCUCUGGCUCUGGAGAUAGCUCAUCUGGUUCGAACACUGACACUGGAUCAUCUGGUGAUGGAGGAAGUGAAAGUGGAGAUGACAGCGGUAGCGGCGGCUCCGCGACGGGCAAUCCCCAACCGUCAACAACUUUGGUCGUCUCAACCUCACCCUCCUCCGGUCAGUUUAACAACGUCACUGCUGCUCUUUCUGCCCUACCGGAACAUGGGGACUAUACUAUCCUCAUCCAAGCGGGUGAUUAUGAGGAGCAAAUCUCUAUCACCCGAUCCGGGCAGACUACCCUGCGGGGAGAAUCCGAUUUCCUCAACGACUACACGCAAAACAAAGUCACCAUAAAAGUCUCAAGUACCUCAUCUAGUCCGGACACAGAUGGAGACUCGGCCGUCAUCAAAGUCAAAACAUCCGGCGCAAAGGGCGUUGUGGCUUUGUACAACAUUGACUUUUCCAAUACCGCCUCUCCAUUGGCCCUGAAAGAUGCCCUCGCCGCUGAUUUUCAUGGACAAGUAGCUGCUUAUGGUUGUUCAUUCAUCAGCCAUCAACAUACCCUUCUUGCCAAUGAAGGUACCCAAGUGUUGUCCAAUUGUUACGUCGAAGGCUCCGCCGACUUCAUCUGGGGUUUCUCGACCGCCUUUAUUCACCAGUCAUCCAUCGCCGUAAACGCACCUGGUGGCUCCAUUGUGGCACAAGGGAGAGCUUCAGACAGUGCAAAGGGAGGGUUUGUCAUGGAUACAUCUAGGGUGAUCGAGACGAGUUCUUCCAGCGAUAAUGCUCUUUCCUACGACAGAAACAACAUUGGAACAACCUACCUCGGGAGACCUUAUUCAGAGUACAGUCGCGUGGUCUACAUGAAUUCAUUCUUGGACAAACAUAUUAACCCUGGUGUAUGGACGGCUUGGUCACAGAGCCGCCAUCGGACCACUCAUGUCCUUUUUGGCGAGUACGGUAACUCUGGCCCGGGCAGUUCAGGUCACCGCGCACCGUUUGCGACCCAAUUGAGCAAGAAUGAGGCUGAGAAAUACAACUUGUCAAAUUGGAUCGCUGAUACAUCCUGGAUUGACAUGAAAGCCUAUACAUACGCUCCUUCGUAUGAUCUGCCGGGACUGGCAGUCUCUAGUACAAGUCCGGCUUCCCCCCAGAACGCUGGCUAUGAUGGAACCAAGCCACCCUCUGGUGCAUAUGUGGUCUCCCAGUCAAAGGUGCCCGGUAUGAAGACUUAUGCCAGUAUUCAAAGCGCAUUGGACAGUUUGACUGCUUUGCCUACUGGAACUUCCACGAUAUUCAUAUUCCCCGGACAAUCCCCAGGGCAGUAUUCCAAAAACCAAGUGACAAUACUCUAUCGGGACACGGCUUCUGGCGACGCCAACAGCAACACCGCCACUGCAUCUUUCAAAGAAGCAAAAGUGCGAGCGAUCAACAUCAACUUUUCCAACAUUAAUGGCAAAUCCGAGAAGAAAGCGUCACUCGUUCUGGCAGUUGCACCCUCUAGCCACGUUGGUGAUUUGAGCCUUACUGCCGACCGGCGAGGCACUCGGACUAAACGUGGAGGGUUUGUCUUCGACCAAUGCACCAUUUCCCCUGCGGACCAUUCGAAAUCCAUAUCUGGAAUAUUCCUUGGAAGACCUGAGAACUCAUAUGCGCGCGUAGCAUAUGUUCUUUCAUAUCUGAGCGCAAUUGUUGAGGAAGGAGGAUGGGAAAGGGGCUCGAUUGCCAGUCCUCGGACGGCUCAUGUGCUUUUUGGGGAAUACAAGAACAGUGGACCAGGGUCCGACACUUCUCAGCGUGUCAAUUUCGCGACACAAUUGGAUGAUUCUUCUGCUUCUGAGUUCGAAAUAGCCAAAUUCUUCUCAGGAAUCACUUGGAUUGAUUUCAAUCAUGUUUUUGGCACUCCUUUCGUUGCCGGUCAGUCUGGUAAUACACCGUCACCUCCAUCAUCGAUCCCUUAUCCCGAUCCCGAUCCCGAGACUAUAGAGACAAAGACCAGCACAAGAACUUCUGUUACGACUCAUUCAGAGACCUCUACAACUACGACUACUGCAGCCGACGAGACCUCGACAACUACAUCAACCAAAACCCCUCCUGUGACAGGCGCUGGUUCUCCCCAUAUUAUCACAACAAUACCAACCAUCUCAACGACCAUUCUCAUUACCGUUCCAAUAUACACCUCAACAAAGACGUUGACGAUCACGAUUGACACUGAACCUACAAAGGCCGCUGCCUCCGCUAUGCUAGCAGCUUCUCUCGAUAAACCAGUUGUGAAGACUAUGCAUGCAAAUUAUGUCACGAAAACAGUUAAAGCUACACGCUCAGUAACUCACACUAAGACCGCGUCAUCGUCCAUGAUGACAGCAAUUACCACCGUCACCGAUGCUCACACAGUUCGACCUCCUCUCUUAACAACCACUCUGACUAUUACAAUGAAUGUCAAUCCUGGGCGAACAACGACGCUGACAGGCAGGCCUGUGGUCAUUACCUCGACCAGCACAUUUUCGGUAACAUCCACGGCUCAGUCCACCACAACAUUGCGUUGUAUCAAAUCGAAGAAGGAAAAGCGCACUGGUUUUGGCCCCCUCGCAGCUCCCACGGUCACUACAACGGUCAUUGAGCCGUCGACAGUCACGAUGUUCGUGGCAAAUUCCACCGUUACAGUUGAGGGCUCCACUUCAUAUUUAACUGCAGUGGUGACCAAAACACAACCAGGCCAUGGAUCCGCCGCAUCAGCCGCGACCGCGACGGCAACCAUCACUGUAACGAAGACCUUCACUAAGACUGUAUCUUCGGGAGUUUCAUUCAUGACGAUAACCAGGACUAUGUCGACACCAAAGACCGAAACUGGCACAGUGAAAACAAAAACUUCCACGACUACAAUGGCUGGAUCCACUAAAACCGUCACCAACAUCAAGACUGUCACUUUGAAUAGCACAACCAAGCUCUCCCCUUCAACGACUACUAUAACAAAGACAUUGAAAGCGAAGUCAACGGUGAUUCUUCCACGACUUACGUCAACGACCAUUGAGACCAGUACCCACGACGACGCAGCUUUCGUGACGGUGACUGCUCGUCCCACGUCUACGAAAACGGAAACGGUCAAGACUAUCACAACCACCAUCGAGACUGUGACAAAAACACCCAAAGGGGCUUCCACUUGUGGCUCUUCCUGA